Molecule: messenger RNA, 2414 nt
Organism: Onthophagus taurus
Lineage: Eukaryota; Metazoa; Arthropoda; Insecta; Coleoptera; Scarabaeidae
Gene: Rab6
Product: RAS oncogene family member Rab6
Molecular function (GO): GTP binding; GTPase activity
Source: RefSeq, a predicted model, not a curated record
GUCUGCUGUCACAUUCUGUUUGUACGUGUGUUUUGCUGUGAUAUCUUACUGUGAAAUACAGGAUUUUUGUUGAGAAUUAAUUAACCGUUAGGACAGAUCGGUUAGCGAUGUCUACUUCCGGUGACUUCGGGAAUCCGCUGCGUAAAUUUAAGUUAGUUUUUCUAGGCGAACAAAGCGUCGGUAAAACGUCGCUUAUAACCAGAUUCAUGUACGAUAGCUUUGAUAAUACUUAUCAGGCAACGAUAGGUAUCGACUUUUUAUCAAAAACAAUGUACUUAGAAGAUAGAACGGUUAGACUCCAACUAUGGGAUACUGCGGGUCAAGAACGUUUCCGUUCGUUAAUUCCUUCUUACAUCCGUGAUUCGACGGUGGCCGUCGUUGUUUAUGAUAUUACAAAUGCAAACUCGUUUCAUCAAACAUCAAAGUGGAUCGACGAUGUGCGCACUGAAAGGGGUACGGAUGUCAUUAUAAUGCUAGUGGGCAACAAGACGGACCUCUCGGACAAGCGGCAGGUUAGCACGGAAGAGGGUGAACGCAAGGCUAAGGAGUUGAAUGUUAUGUUUAUUGAAACCAGUGCGAAAGCUGGUUAUAAUGUUAAGCAGUUAUUCAGGCGUGUAGCUGCAGCACUCCCAGGAAUGGAUUCAACGGAAAAUAAGCCCCCAGAAGACAUGCAAGAAGUCGUGUUGAAAGACACGCCGAACGAGACUAAAGACCCCGACGGAGGUUGUGCAUGUUGACCGCUGGCUCGGUCACCGUCCUUUGUUUCCGAAUUGCCCGCUCGCCUUAAGUACCACCACGGUUAUGUUGUUUUAUAAUUUUUUAAAGGAUUUUGCCCACGGAUGAGACUCAAUGCGCGAUUCCGUGCUUAAUUAAAUAAAAAAAAUAAUCGGUAGGUGCCAUUGGUUCCGCAGCUAAUUCAAGCGAUUUGGAAUCGCUGUAAUUGAGUCUUAUUCCAUCCGUAGCUUGUACAUAAUAUGAAUAUUUAAUUCCGUACGCACUUUUGCGUUUUGUAUAUUUAUUUGGGUAAAAAAACACAUGAGAUUUAAUAAUAUGUAAUUUGUGCAAUUUCAAUCUGUAUAUGUUACUUUAAUAUAAUUGCAUGAUUCGGCAUGAUUAGGAAAUAAAGCAAUUUUAUGUAUUCGGUUUUGUUUUAACAAAACAUUUAGAUUGUCUAAUGUUUUUCAGAUAUUGUACUCCGCUAUUUUUCAAAUAUAAAUUUAUUGGUAUGUUUUGUUAGAAUAAAGCCAAAUAUGCAGGAUGUUAUAAAAGAAAUUUUUUAAGAGAAACCUGUAUUUAUUUGUAUAUGUUGUUUUAUCAUUAUUUUUAUAUAUAAAUACUACGUUUGUUUUGUGCGGGGUGAGUUGUAAUAAUGCGUAAUAAUGCUUAAUGUUAUUAGAACUCAUCUUGUAUAUGAUUUUUGUAUAUAAAUAAUGUUGCGUGUACACGCGGAUUUAACGGGUUCGAGUCCGUGUUUGUUUUUGCCAUUGACUGCAUUAAUGGUGUUGGUGCUUGAAAGCUGAGCCGCGGUAUGCCACGUGUGCACGUUUGCAUGGACAAUGUUUGAAAAAUCAAAACACUACUCAUUCCACAAACGUUGCAUGGUAUUUAAGUAUUAUAAGUAUUACCUACUCUCUGAAGGCGUGAAGCAAGACAAACUGAUGCGUGUCUUUUUUUUUCUUAACAUAUAUAGCCGUUGACUUGCAAACUCAACCACAACUGCAAAACGACCAAAACGAUUCGGAAGGGGGUUGCAUGUGCUAACUAAGCAGUAACAUAAACGAGAAUGGAUUUUUAAUAAUAAUAAUAAUAAUUAUAAUAAUAAUCGUUUAGUUGGAUAAUAAGAGUAGCCUAUGCCUUUGUUGAUAAAAAAAAUAAUAAUAAAAAACAAGCUAUAUAUGUGAUUCCUUGGUUACGCAGUUGGCACUAUGUGUGUGGAAUAAUUGGAUAACUAAAGGUAUAUGUUAUAUUUAACCCAUCUUUAAUAAUGACGAAUCGCCCUAUGCCUUUUCGAUGAAAUAUAUAUAAAUAUUUAUUUUUCUCACGUUCUCAUACCACCUCAUUACUAUCACUUACGGACAUAUAGCUAAGUAUCUAAACGGUGUAUGAUUUUUUUGCACAAGUUUAAAGCAAAAGUAAAAUAUAUUUAGUAACGGACGCCACACGUUUCUUCACCUUUCCAUUUUUUUUUCCAGCGGGUGCGUUGUACACUUCCACUAUAUUUUUUCCCCUUAUCGAUACUGUUGGAUGAAAAAAAAGUAAUAUAUUGUAAAGUAAUUUUUAAUUUAUCAUUUGUUGGAAAUUAAUUAAUACGAAAGUGAAUAACCUAUUACCGAUGUAUGUACCGCUUUCAUACUUUUUGUUUACUAUUGUUUUUUUUUUAACUGCAAAUGAUAAUAAAAAUUUAUUAACAACGA